Molecule: messenger RNA, 792 nt
Organism: Dreissena polymorpha
Lineage: Eukaryota; Metazoa; Mollusca; Bivalvia; Myida; Dreissenidae
Product: carboxypeptidase M-like
Exons: 6
Coding region: 1-792 (263 amino acids)
Biological process (GO): proteolysis
Molecular function (GO): zinc ion binding; metallocarboxypeptidase activity
Source: RefSeq, a predicted model, not a curated record
AUGUCUCUACUGGACAAUCCGGACAGAGCAGCAAUGUGUCCGUUUUUCUCGGCGCUACUUUUAACAAUGGUUGGCGGGACUAUGUCCCUGUUACACGUUCACCAUGGUAACGUAGCAAUGGCGUCAUAUCUCCGGGAAGUGAACAACAAGUACCCGGAUAUCACCAAGCUGUACAGCAUUGGGAAAAGUGUUCAAGGCGAGGACUUGUGGGUACUGGCGAUCGGCAGCUCGUUUUCAAAUAUCGAUCUUCGACCGCACGUGAAGUACAUCGGAAAUAUGCACGGCAAUGAGGUCGUAAGUCGGGAGGUUUUGCUGCACUUGAUUAACCUGUACGUGACGUCAUACGGCACAAAUUUGACCCUGACUCAAUUCCUUAACACGACCACUGUGCAUAUCAUGCCGUCAAUGAACCCCGAUGGUUACAGCAAAGCAGUUGAGGGUCAAUGCGAGGAUACCUUUGGCAGAUACAACGCCAACGGGGUGAACUUGAACAGAAACUUCCCCGAUCUAGUUCAUGACCGGGCAAUCAUACCCGUCCAACCCGAAACGCAGCACAUGAUAGACUGGCUGGACGACUACAAUUUUGUACUCUCUGCCAACUUGCACUCCCGGAACAUGCAGGAUUACAACUACCUUGCUGAAGGCAUAUUUGAAAUCACCAUAGGAUUUUCCUGCUGCCAUUUUCCGAAUGCCUCAUCUCUCCCCGAUUAUUGGGUGGAGAACAAAGACGCAUUGGUGAACUACCUUUUGCUGGCUCACAUGGGUAAGACAUGGAGACCACUUAACCGUUAA